AUGAGGGAGAAGAGGAGCAAGCGGCGGAAACCGGGAAGGAGAGACGAGUCGGGGACAAUGAUGCAGUCAACAUCAACAGAUGACUUCAUAGGAGCUAGCAGCUCUAAAGCUGGCUCCAGGAAAUCACACAAUAAAGGAUCCCCAACAGACGUUUCUCCAGACUCAAAGUGUCCCAUAUGUCUGGAUCGCUUUGAAAACAUAUCGCACUUGGACCGAUGCCUCCAUAGGUUUUGCUUUAAAUGUAUAAAGGAGUGGGCAAAAAACAAAGCAGAAUGUCCACUAUGCAAGCAGCCCUUUCAUUCUAUAUUUCAUAGUGUGCGAGCUGAGGAUGAUUUCAAAGAAUACUUUUUGCGUCCCACUUUAAAUGGCUCUUUUGCCAGUCCAGAUGGGCAGAGAUUUCGCUAUCGUACUACUAUGACAAGGGACAAUCACUUGCCCAUGCGAACGUUAAGAUCUUCUGCACACAGAACAUUUUCUCCUCCAGACAAUGGUGUUCUAUUUGAGGGAUAUACAAACAGACAAUCUCAUCAAAGGGGCAGCAAUAUUCAGCAGAUGAUGAGAAGACUAGCUUCCAGGCGACAAGCCAGUGCAGAGGGAAGGACAAUGAGACAAAUUCAAGAGCAGGAGCUUGUAAACUUCAGGAGAGCACUUUACCGUUCUGGAAUACGUGUCAGGAAUAUUCAGGAUGGAGGACGAUAUCGUGAUAUAUCUGCUGAAUUCUUCCGCAGAAAUCCUGCUUGCCUUCAUCGACUUGUACCCUGGCUUAAGAGGGAAUUGACAGUGUUAUUUGGCACACACGGUUCCCUUGUUAACAUUGUGCAGCACAUCAUUAUGAGCAAUGUUACUCGAUUUGACAUGGAAAGUCAAGCCUUCUUAGAGGAUUUGCAGCCUUUUCUACUUCACCGUACAGAACACUUUCUUCAUGAAUUCAUCAAUUUUGCUCGCUGCCCAUAUAAUAUUGAUGUAUAUGACCAGCAUGCCAACUAUGAUUGUCCUGCACCUUCAUAUGAAGAAGGUAGUGAAUCGGAAUCUUCUGUAAUUACUAUAUCCCCAGAUGAAGUUAAUAUCAGGGAGCCUGAUGUGCCUUCCUCUUCUGUUGAAGUUGGUCAAGCUCCCUGGGAUGAUGAAACACCUGGACCUUCCUAUUCCACAGUGGAGCAGGCAACUAGUAGUAUGUUAACUACUGUAGAUAGUUCAGAUGAGGAACCUUCAAGUAGUAGACUGGAUUGCACCAGUAUGAAUAAAGAAGAUACUGAUGAUAUUCAGAGCCAGAGCAUUCCUUCUGAUGACUGUAUUAUAGUGGGUUAUGUUAAACCACUUGCAGAAAGAACCCCAGAGUUAGUUGAACUUUCUUCUGAUUCAGAACCUUCCCUUUGUGAAGUGAAGAUUGAGCAACCUAAAAAACCCCAAGAAAGACCUUUUACUUUAUAUGACAGUAGUGAGUCACAUAGGUCUUUCUCUUCUUCAUCUCGAUCAAGUGAUAAGCGAUCACGCAAAACUAAACAUAAACAUAAAACAUCCAGUGACAAAUCUCGUUCAAAAAAGAAAAAAGAGAAAAGAUCAACUGAGGCAUCUUCUAGAAGAUUGUUCGAAUCCAGAAAAGAUGAAAAACAUUCUUACAAUGACGGCACAUCAAGAUGGCGGGAACGUUCUUUGAGUUCUGAUUGUUAUUCUCGUUCAUCUCGCAAUAAGGCUUAUGACAGUCACAAAAAAUGGCACAGUAAAAACAAACAAACGAAAACUCGAGAAAAGAGGCAUAAAAGUUGGAGAGAAAGGAGGAAAUCGCGUAGUAGAGAGAGAAGUUUAUCUUGGAGGAGUAGAACUGUUUCUUUGUCAAGUGAAAGCUCCAGAGAGCGAAAUGGAUCUAGCUCUAGAAAUAGUAAGCGUAACAGAGGGAGGUCACAAAGUCGUGACACUGACAAUACAGACAACUAUCGCAGUACUUAUCAUUGGGAGUAUACAUACUAUAGCAGAAACCACGAUAGAGAAGAGUUUCAGAAGUCCUAUAAAAGACAUUCUCGUGGUAGAGGUCUUUGCUCUAGAUAUUCUGACAGUCCUGAAUACCAUUUGCAGACAUUUUCUCAAAGGAAAGAAUCUAGAAAGCACAGAGAAACUAUUGCUGAUAAGCACCAUCAUCAAUCAAGAAGUCGAUCAAACAGUUGUGCUACUACAACUGGUGCACUGCAAACCCAGUCUGACAAACCCAGUGGUAAGAGGAAAUAUAAAACCCGACAUCUGGAGCCACAGAACAAAAACAAGAACAACUGUGAGACAGAGGUGGCGAGUGGAAAAGAGGCUCAUACACAGACGACGUUAAGAGACUUGGAGGAUAGUUUGAUGGAUAAGUCCUCAAAUGAACGGAAGCUUAAAUGGAAGAAAAGGGCAAGGAGCCCUAGUGUGGAGAUUGUGUAUGAAGGAAAAAGCACACAAGAUGCCAAACAUAAAAAGAAAAAGAAAAAACACAAGAAGAAAACACAGACAUGAAAAGAGUUCUCCAGUCGUCAUCAGAAUUGACAGUGAUAGUGACACUCCAGUGAAACUUGAUGUGCAGAGCAGUAAUGAUGUUGAUACACUGACUGGUAAAUGUAACAGCAUGGAGUCUAAUAUGGCUCUGCUCAAUGACUCACCAAGUACUUCUACACCUGGUAACACCAUGGACAGAGAUUGUGUGGAAGUCUCAAGCCCUUAUUCCAAAGCUUGCAAUCUGCCAUCAGUUAAUGAAUAUCUUGACACUGCCUCAGAUAUACUUGAUGGAUUAUUUUUUGGUGAAAGUUUGGAUGGAGAAGCUUUUCUGCCAGCACCCAGUCCACCUAAAACGCCUUCUCUUGAUGAAACUUUAGUGACUGGGCUUCCCACAUCUAAUUCCAAAUUGCUGCAGGACAGAGAGGCUUCUACUACACCCCCUAUAACAGCCUCACAAGAAACUCCUGCUGGGAAGUCACAAGAAGUAUUUCCGGAGACUGUCUGUGAACAUUUACAAAAUAUGCCUUCUAUUGCACCACCUCUAAUGGCCUCUGAAGAAAGUAUGGCAGAGAACUUGCAAGAUACAUUUGGCGAGACUGCCUGUGAACAUUUGGAAGAUAUGGUAGAACAUCUUUCUCCAACAAUAUUAUGA
Molecule: messenger RNA, 3115 nt
Organism: Staurois parvus
Lineage: Eukaryota; Metazoa; Chordata; Amphibia; Anura; Ranidae
Source: the annotation of a GenBank genome assembly